Corylus avellana is the source of this 3521-nucleotide messenger RNA. RefSeq lists its product as uncharacterized. The record is from RefSeq and is a predicted model, not a curated record. NCBI's taxonomy places the organism in Eukaryota, Viridiplantae, Streptophyta, Magnoliopsida, Fagales, Betulaceae.
CACACACACACACACGGACUGGUUCUCUCUCUCUCUCUCGGAGUCUGAAGCUCUGUAGCUCUGUGUUUGGAUCUUUUGCUAAUUUAUUCUCUACACAGCUUUGGAGUUUGGGGAAGAAAAGGCGGGGCAUUGGGUGGGGUUUACGAGGCGAUUGCUUUCCUCUUCUUUGGUGCUCUGCGGCUCUUUUGCUCUCCCCUGAUCUCUGCUACUUUCCCUUACCAAUGGUGCACCGACAACUGUUACUUCGUCCUGGGGCUGCUGGAGCUUCCGUUCAUGGCCGUUUCUCGCCUCUGCAUUUCCAUUACUGAGUCUGGGUUGUCUGUGUCUAUUAUGCAAUCUGAUCUGAAAUUCGCAGCUGGAAAAGAAAUAUUUCGACUUUCCUCAUUACAAGUUUCUGUGGAGACAAGAAGCUGAUAAUUAUAAAUACCGUUGGAGUCCUGAGAACAUAUCUGGUCUAUGGAAUAUCUUUCAGAGCUUAAAAGCAGCUCAAAGGAUCGACAGCCUUUAGGAACUUCUGGGAAGCCCUUACUGCCCCAAUCAAUUCAAAGGAUAAAGCCGCCAGACAGGUUAAAAACCGAAAAGCCUAAUUUGUCGUACGCUGAUCUCCAUAAUGAAAUUACUAAGAAUGCAAAGGACAUCCCACCUAAAUCUUCUGGUAAUCUCCAAAAACAACAGACUGAUAGGAAGCCAACCGAAGAAGAAGAACUUGUAAAGUACAUGUCAAAUUUGCCAAGUUAUCUGGAAAGAAGGGUGAACCCGCAGGAGAAAGUUUUAAAUGUUGGGGUCCUUGACUGGGGGCGUCUUGAAAAUUGGCGUUAUGGUCAUAGACAGAUUCCAGAUGAGAGUAGCCGGUAUUCACCCUCCAGUAGUAAUACAUCAUCAGCAUUUUCAACAGAUGGAUCAUCUGCUGAUUCUAGAAGAUCUCAUAGUCGCUCUCCUGCUCGUUCAAGGACACGCCGUCCUUCACUACAAUGUCAUCUGAUGGCAUCUCCAAUAGAAGGGCAUUCUCAAGAUGUCAAAGUGCAUGGAGGAAGCAUUGGAAAGUUCCAAGAUCUUAAACGUGCCCAGAGUAAGAUCUUGAGUGAGCAGGAGAAGUUCAUCAGAAGAGAUCAGCCUUUUUGUGAUCCAGAAAUCAAACAGGAAGAGUGCAAGAGAAAAGAUCCAGAAACAAAGAUUAAUCGAGGAAGCGGAACUGUCCCAAAUGAUCUGAAUUAUGAGGUGGCAUCAUGUACAAGGUUACAGACAAAGACUCAAGAUGGUGAAAUUAAGAAGAGAGCAGAGAAGUUGCGAGAACCAAAUUCAAAUAAUUUUGACCAAGAUGUCUCCAAAGAGCGUAAAACUGUUGUUCUACUUUUGCCAAGAGAUCUCCCCAAAAAACAUCAUUCUGGAGUGUCCCAGUUUUCUGAUCUGACAACAAAAUUAAGUCGAAGAUCUGCAGAAGCAAGUCGAAGGAGCUUUUCAGAGACAUCUAAGGAUAUUUUCCAUGGAGAGCUCAAUUUUGAUAUCCCACACUCAUGCCCGCUGCCUCGUGAAGCUGACAGCGAACACUCUCAGGUAAAGCAGCCGAGCACCAUAGAUGCAAAAAGUGUCAACUUUUCAUCUGAUACACCUAACCUUGUACCACGUUCAGCCAAAGCAGGAAUCGGUCCAGCUAGAUCCAGAAAUUUAGGAGAAAGAAAAUCAACUUUAACACCCACCAAUACAAUAAAUGAACCUUUGAAGAGGUUGGAUGUGAAAGUAAACAAAGCAACAGAUGAAAAAGAAAGAAGCUCUUCACCUUUUCGCCGACUUAAUAUCAGUUUGGGUAAGAUGAGCAAAAGUUUCAGCUCCAAAGAGGGUUUAGAUACACCACAGCUGAGGUCAACAUAUACUUCUGCUAAGUCUGCUUCUGAGAAAUUUGCAGCUUCUGAUUGUUUGGAUAUUUCAAACACUGAUAAACUCAACGAUACGAGCAGAGCCAGGUCCAGCCCUCUUAGAAGGUUAUUCGACCCAUUACUGAAGCCAAGGGCAGCCAACUGCCGUCAUAUUGUGGAGCCAUUACAGAGAGAAUCUGUAUCAAUGGACAGGGCUUGUAAAAAUUCUGAUGGAAAAUUAGAUUCUUCAACUUUGCGUUCUGGGAAAUUAAAAUUAGAUACGACAGUUCAAGCUCUUCUGCGAGUUGCAAUUAAAAAUGGCCAGCCUCUGUUCACAUUUGCAGUUGACAAUGGCAGUGAUAUUCUUGCAGCUACAAUGAAAAGGUUAAGUACCCCAAGAAAGGGUGACUACAGCUUGAUUUUUACAUUCUUCACUAUCCGAGAGGUCAAGAAGAAGAAUGGAAGUUGGAUAAAUCAAGGAGGUAAAAGCAAAGGCAAAGGUCAUGAUUACGUUUCUAAUGCCGUUGCACAAAUGAAGGUUUUUGAUUCUCAGUUUUCCAAUUCGAUAGGACAGCAUUGUAUGGAUCAGUUCUGCACGAGAGAAUCUGUUUUGUUCUCAGUGGACCUAAGACAGGCAGACCAGCAAACCUCUGAUUUCCAGCCAAAUGAUGAGCUUGCUGCUAUUGUUGUCAAAAUUCCAAAAAGUAUCAAUAGAAGUUCCAUCAGAGAUUUGUUAGAUGUUGGCUCAAAAGAGAGGUUGUCUGGGGUAGGAUGUUGUUCCAACACUGGGGGACUAGUUCAGGAGCUGCCUUUUCUUGGUACUAAGGACCUUGUUAGUGCAACAGUCCUACUUCCAAGUGCUGUGCAUAGUCUUCCAACUAAGGGAGGACCUUCAUCGUUGAUUGAACGUUGGAAAUCGGGUGGAUUAUGUGACUGUGGAGGAUGGGAUUUGGGUUGCAAACUUCAGAUUCUUUCCAACCAGAAUCAUAUCAGUAAGAAAUCGGAUUCGUCCAAAGCCUUUUCCAUAACGGAGAAAUUUGAGCUUUUCUGUCAGGAUGGAGUUGAAGUAAACCAGCCUCUCUUCAGUUUGGCCCCAUUUAAAGAUGGGGUCUAUUCAGUUGAGUUCAAUUCUUCACUCUCAAUUUUGCAAGCAUUCUCCAUUUGUAUAGCAGUAUUAGACAGUAAGAAACCAUUUGAGCUUUCAGAACCGAGCGACUCUUUCGAAGAAAAAACUUUGGUGGAAACCAUAUCAAUGCAAACUGAUAGAAUAAGGGCACCCAAUCGAGUUGAAGAAGUUCCUGCAAGAUAUGUCUCAUAUCCACCCCUCUCUCCUGUUGGGAGGGUCUAGAAUGAAUCAUCUUGUAGUUACACACUGAUGGUUUAGGUAAAUAUUCUGUUGGCUUGGUGGCAAUGUACUAAACCUGCACAGGUUUUAUACCCCUGUCGAUUGGGUUCUGUUAUUCAUAUGUGCACCUAAAUGGAAAAAUGAUCUUUCAACUCACCAUGUCCUUCGCAGUCGCAGGGAAAGGUACCCAGAGCCCUGUGUGUUUUGUGGUACUUUUUACUACAGCAGCAAUAGCAAAUGUACUAAGAGAAAAACAAUCUUCAUCAAUUAAUUGUUCAUAUUAUGAAUUUAUGAGUGAAUGGUAUUUUACUUUUCUAGUUGCA